Closterium sp. Naga37s-1 is the source of this 771-nucleotide messenger RNA. Lineage: Eukaryota; Viridiplantae; Streptophyta; Zygnematophyceae; Desmidiales; Closteriaceae. The record is from the annotation of a GenBank genome assembly.
AUGUCUCUCCUUCUUCCCCCGGUUGCUCCCCUCUCACCCUGUUCCUUCCCUCUGUCAUUCGCCAUGCUUCUUCGCCUCGCCCCUCCCUGCGGCGCCUCUCAAGCUGCUCUGUCGCCUGCUGCCGAACGCAUAAAGAACCACUCUUUACCGCACUCACUCCCCUCCCCCUCUCACAUCGUUCGCCCUCCAGAAAAGCCAUGCCAAGCAAGAGAGCAGCCUGCCACGUCAGCAGCAGAGGCCGGAGCUACAGCCACCGCCGCCGCCGCCACAGCAGCAGAUGCCCAAUGCAGCCCCAGUCCAGACAGCAGCAGCAGGGGGAAGCAGCCUGUGCGGCCGUUUGAAGAGCUCUCCGCACCCAACUGCACUAGAAUCAGCCCGUUCGCACCCAGUCAUCCCCCCCCCCCCUCAUCCCCCCAUACCCUUCUAACGACCUCAUCCGCUCCCAUCCCCUCGCUGUGCUCCCACCCGGCAUUAGAAGCAGCACGGUCGCAUCCAGUCACUCCCCCACCCCCUCAUCCCCCCAUACCAUCCAACGCCCUCAUCCCCUCCCCUCUCAUCCCCUCGCUGUGCUCCCCCCAGGCACUGGAAGCAGCGCGGUCGCAUCCAGCUUUUGCCAAGUUCCUUCAACAGGCAAUCCUCUCAACCCCUCUCAACCCCUCUCGCCCCGCCUCCGUUCCUCUCCCUCCCUUUUCGCCCCUCUCGGCCUUCCUGCCUCCUUUUUUCCCUCUCAUUGCACCUCAUGUCCAAAAGCAGUUGCCACUAGCGGACUGA